Molecule: messenger RNA, 6565 nt
Organism: Saimiri boliviensis boliviensis (Bolivian squirrel monkey)
Lineage: Eukaryota; Metazoa; Chordata; Mammalia; Primates; Cebidae
Gene: ZKSCAN1
Product: zinc finger with KRAB and SCAN domains 1
Biological process (GO): regulation of transcription by RNA polymerase II
Molecular function (GO): RNA polymerase II cis-regulatory region sequence-specific DNA binding; DNA-binding transcription factor activity, RNA polymerase II-specific
Source: RefSeq, a predicted model, not a curated record
GGUGCUGACACACUUCCGGCCUUUGUGACUCAUUGUGUCUGUGUCGAGGCGUCGGGAGGGCCUAAGUCCGUGUGCGGUGCCCUUCGGCCGGCCUGAGCCCCAGAGCCAGCUCCCCUUUCUCGCCCAGCGCCCCCAGGCCGCUCCCGGGGCUCACGGAAUAGUACAGAAACACAUCAUAAAACGUCUCCCAGGAUUUAAAGGCAAGCGCAGACCCUGUUUGGAUCAAAUCAGUUCCUGGAGCUUGAAUGAUGACCGCUGAAUCACGAGAAGCCACGGGUCUCUCCCCACAGGCUGCACAGGAGAAGGAUGGUAUUGUAAUAGUGAAGGUGGAAGAGGAAGAUGAGGAAGACCACAUGUGGGGGCAGGAUUCCAGCCAACAGGACACGCCUCCUCCAGACCCAGAGAUAUUCCGCCAACGCUUCAGACGCUUCUGUUACCAGAACACUUUCGGGCCCCGAGAGGCUCUCAGUCGGCUGAAGGAACUUUGUCAUCAGUGGCUGCGGCCAGAAGUAAACACUAAGGAGCAGAUCCUGGAGCUGCUGGUGCUGGAGCAGUUCCUUUCCAUCCUGCCUAAGGAGCUCCAGGUCUGGCUGCAGGAAUACCGCCCCGACAGUGGAGAGGAGGCCGUGACCCUUCUAGAAGACCUGGAGCUUGAUUUAUCAGGACAGCAGGUCCCAGGUCAAGUUCAUGGACCUGAGAUGCUCGCAAGGGGGAUAGUGCCUCUGGAUCCAGUUCAGGAGUCCUCGAGUUUUGACAUUCAUCACGAGGCCACCCAGUCCCACUUCAAACAGUCCUCUCGGAAACCUCGCCUCUUACAGUCGCGAGCUCUUCCUGCCACCCACAUUCCUGCACCCCCUCAUGAGGGGAGUCCCAGAGACCAGGCAAUGGCAUCUGCACUAUUCACAGCAGAUUCCCAGGCAAUGGUGAAGAUUGAGGACAUGGCCGUGUCCCUCAUUCUGGAGGAAUGGGGAUGUCAGAAUCUGGCUCGGAGGAAUCUCAGUAGGGACAACAGGCAGGAAAAUUAUGGGAGCGCGUUUCCCCAGGGUAGUGAAAACAGGAAUGAGAACGAGGAGUCAACCUCAAAGGCCGAAACCGUGGAAGACUCGGCAUCACACGGGGAGACAGCCGGAAGAUUCCAGAAAGAGUUUGGAGAGAAACAUGACCAGGAGAGCAAAACAGGAGAAAGACAGCAGAAGAACUCUGAGGAGAAAACCGGGAAAGAGAAGAGAGAUUCAGGGCCAGCUACAGGAAGGGACAAAAGAACCACCACAGGAGAGAGAGGCCCAAGGGAGAAGGGGAAAGGAUUGGGAAGAAGCUUCAGCCUGAGCUCCAACUUCACCACCCCUGAAGAAAUUCCCACAGGAACAAAGUCUCACAGAUGUGAUGAAUGUGGUAAAUGCUUUACAAGAAGUUCAAGCCUUAUCCGCCAUAAAAUAAUCCACACUGGAGAAAAGCCCUAUGAAUGUAGUGAGUGUGGGAAAGCCUUCAGUCUUAACUCCAACCUUGUCCUACAUCAGAGGAUCCACACGGGAGAGAAACCUCAUGAAUGUAACGAGUGUGGGAAGGCCUUCAGUCACAGUUCAAAUCUCAUCCUCCAUCAGCGCAUCCACUCUGGAGAGAAACCUUAUGAAUGUAACGAAUGUGGGAAGGCCUUCAGCCAGAGCUCAGACCUCACCAAACAUCAGAGAAUCCACACGGGGGAGAAACCCUAUGAAUGUAGUGAAUGUGGAAAAGCUUUCAACCGAAACUCAUACCUGAUUUUGCAUCGGAGAAUUCACACUCGAGAAAAGCCCUACAAGUGCACUAAGUGUGGCAAGGCCUUUACCCGCAGCUCCACGCUCACUCUGCAUCACAGAAUCCACGCCAGAGAGAGAGCCUCUGAGUACAGCCCAGCCUCCCUUGAUGCGUUUGGCGCCUUCCUGAAAAGUUGUGUGUAAAGCAAGAAUUUGCCAUGAAGCCAUUUCCCCCUUUUGUUUCUAAAAUUAUUUCAGAGAUGUGUGCCCAUAGAGGGAAAAAGAAAUACAGCCUCCACGGAUUAGAAAACAAAAAUCACACUUAAGGAUCCUUCUGGUCACAUCAGCAGUGUUCUGCCUUUGUGUAGUAGUUGAGCAUAUAAUCCUUCCACACAGUCCCUGCAGGGAAAAGCUUAUGUGAUGGAUAAUCCACGUGAGAUUUCCAUACAAGAUAAAAGCACACGCAUAGUAAAAUGUCAAGCUUUUUCAAGGUAACGAGGAUACCUUUAAGGCACUCUUUGACUCCGGCAACCACAACGUAAUAGUUAAAAGAUCAAGAUUGGCUCCACGAACAUGAUACGGAGGUUAAGAUGCUACUUACUGCAAACAAGCCCUACUUUGGCCAACAUCUUGCUUAUUUCUCAAAAAAGAGGAACAGUGAAAACAAAAAUGACAUGGGGACAUGCUGCUCAAGCUAGUUAUGUAUAUGAUAAGUUACAUAUAUGAUCACUGGUAGCCUACCAAAGCUAUAGAAAUCUAGGACUGUGCUAGUCAGUAUCAAACCAAAGAUUUCUAUCUCUUCCUGCAAGAGAGGGUAUGUGCACCAGUCUACAGUUCCAAAGGACUGCAACAAAUGUAGAUGGUUCUAUCCUCAUCCCUGAGAUCAAUUCUACUGAAAUGGCAACAACAACUCAAAAUACUUCUCUCCCUUCUUGAAAUCCCUAAAGCACUAGAGCACUCCCAAAUGCAUUUCUCUGCAAGUUAGCACUUGAUUGUAUACUGUCUUUUAAUCCUUCAUUGUUUCAUGUAUGAAGUUUUUAAUCACCCCACCCCAAAAAAAUGAUUCGGUUGUCAAGGGAUAUAUUUCUGUCCCUGCCAGCACAGUGCUGGACAUAGUGAGUGCUGAAAACCUAAGAAGCACUCAUUAAGACUGACUUCUAACAGGACUUCUAUGUGUGUGAUAAAGGCCUGUGAAUCGUGAGUCCCUGAAAUACAGUAGCCUGGCCUAGGUUCUAAAGAGGACCUUUGUAGCCACAAGGCAUGCUAAACCUCGAGGGUCUGAUGCUAUUUUUGUUCCAAAUAUAAACGAAAGGCACUGGUUAGCCGCCUGCAUAGACUUUCUAAACACAGAUCACUGAGUGAAUACCAUGGAAUGUCAGAAGUGACUCUACCAUCGUCAUCUUAAAGAAGAAAAAUAACACUGACUAAGGUCAUUUUUUUUUUUAAUCUCCUUAUGUGGCGAAGCUCUUAGAAUUGUUUUAGCUUCUGAACAGUGUAAUGAUUUGGGGAUUUUCUGAAUCAUUUGUAACUUAGAUACUGGAGCUCAGAAGAUGUGAUUUUUAUUGCCUUUCAGAAAAAGGAAUGUGGUAAAGAGCAUUUUUUUCCACACUUUUCCAGUAACUGCAAAAGCAUUAGUUGUUAACUGGCAAUUACUAAAUGCAUUUUGUUGCUCUGAGAAGCUCUCCACUGUACUGAGAUGUGUCUGGCUGUGUCAUCAUGAUGCACAGUGACUUUUCUGUUUCUCAUCACUAGAGAUCGAGGUGAAGUUAUGAAACUUUCAUUGGUCCCAUCGUCUGUUCAGAGGGUGCAACUGCCUACCUAGAAGCUGAUGGCAGAGACUGUUUCACACACAGGAAACCCAUGUAUUGUGGGCUGUGUAGGUAGUCAUCUGCACUCAAGUAGGACAAGGGUCCUACCCAAGGGUAGGACAGCCCUGCAGAAACUUAGAAACAUAAGCUGAGAACAAACCUCAAGACUAUCAGUGUGACCUCCCCAUAACAAGAGAACCCCAUAUACAGUUUGAGACUUUCACUUAAGAAACUUAAACUAAAACUGUAUUCUUGAGUCUUUCACUGAUCAACGGCUGACAUCCAUGGGUCCAAAUGGUUUUAUGUGGUGCCAACUAAGUGGGAGCUAAAAUUGUGCACAGUGGCCGUUCUUUGGCCUCCCCUUGACUUUAUGACUUAAAUCAACCACAACUACUUAUAGCUUCUAAGCAGUUUCAUCAAUGUUACUCGGGAAAACAUGUUGCAAGUCAACCAGUCACCAGGAUAUUUCUACCCAUGCAAUGGAGGAAAAACCUGUUACUCCAGAAGAGUAUAUUUAAGCAACUUUUUAUGGUAAAGUGGAGGUAGAAAAUGUAUUAAGGAUUUUCUUCAAAGAAUAAGCCACAACAAUGGUUGUGUGGAAAACUGCUGGUGCUUUUGAGCAAGGACUUUUGCCCUCUAGAAGGCAACCGAGGCCGGAUGCCGUGGCUAACACCUGUAAUCCCAGCACUUUGGGAGGCCAAGGUGGGUGGAUCACCUGAGGUUAGGAGUUUGAGACCAGCCUGGUCAACAUAGUCAAAUCCCGUCUCUACUAAAAAUACAAAAAUUAGCUGGGCAUGGUAGCAGGCACAUGUAAUCCCAGGUACUUAGGAGGCUAAGGCAGGAGAAUCACUUGAACCCAGGAGGCAGAGGUUGCAGUGAGCCAAGAUUGUGCCAUUAUACUCCAGCCUGAGUGACAAGCAAAACUCUGGCUCCAAAAAAAAAAAAAAAAAAAGGCAACUGCAAGUGAGGUGUGGAACUCCAGGCAACAAUCCAAACACUGACCUUGUUUUUUAAGAGGGAAAGGACUUUGGUCAUGUUUACAUUGGCUUUUUUUCCUUUCAGCCACAGGUAUACGCUGAUACGAUUUGGCCAUCAUUUUUGGGUUUUGUUUUUGAAUGGAAAAUGUGAGCUGUGCCCUCACAUUUAAUUCCAUUUCAUUGGGACAUCUUCCUGACUUUGUUGGAUAGCUGCCACUGGGAUUGCUUCAGAUCUUCAGCACGUGCUCUCCUUGAAGUAGCUAUUUGAAGAUGUGUUUUCUGAAGAAAAGAGGCUACAGCUGUUUAUUAAAACCACUUGCAGUGCAUUCAUUUAUCAGAUGCUCAGUGCAAAGUGUAAUUGGGUCGUGGUCAAAAAAUGUAACAUCUCAUUGGCGUUCGAGAUAGUCAUUCAAAAGUUUUUGGCUGGCUGAAGUUAACAGUUGAAACACCCUCUGGUUAACCAUUAGCAUGCUAGUUGCCCUAAUGGAAAUUUUUGAAGAGUUUCUCAAUAUAUACUCUGCCCUUGCCAGGAGGAGAAGUAAAAUCUUCAGGUUGUGGCGUAUUUGUUUCUGCUCCAGCCUGGAAGGCAAGGCUAAAACCUGAGAAUAUUGAUGUAUGAGACAUCUUGAUAUUAAGGCACUUAAUAUUAAAGGCAUAAAAGUGAAACUGCUAAAUACGUGUAGAGAGAUUGACGUGUGAUACGUGGGACAGUUCAUAUAGACGUCAGAUAAUUUAUUCCAGAAAGGAACCUCUUGAAUGUGAUGAAUAUGGCAAAGCCUUUAAUCACAUCUCAGCCCUUAGCAUCAGAAAGCCUACACUGUAAAUAAACUUUAUGAAUAUUAUGUGUGAGGAAAACUUUCAUGUAUAGCACUCAUUUCUUCAGACAAAAUGAAUUAUAUCGUUAUGUUCCAGUCAUGUGAUUAAUUUGAGAAACACUGCAAGAGGGAGCUCAAUCGUGGCCCAGCACGGUGGCUCACACCCAUAAUCCCAGCACUUUGGGAGGCCGAGGCGGGUGUAUCACGAGGUCGGUAGUUCGAGACCAGUCUGGCCAACAAGGUGUGAAACCCUGUCUCUACUAGAAAUUAAAAAAAAAUUAGCCGGGUGUGGUGGCGCAUACCUGUAGUCCUAGCUACUCGGGAGGCUGAGGCAGGAGAAUCGCUUGAACCUGGGAGAUGGAGGUUCCAGUGAGCUAUCAAGCCACUGCACUCCAGCCUGGGUGACAAGAGUGAGACUCCAUAUCAAAAAACAAAAAAGGGAACUCAGUCUUAACUGCAGAGGAUCUACAGACUGAAAAGAAAAUGUGGGGAAAUGCUUUAAAAAAAAUAGCAAAAUGUGCGACUUCUUUAAAAAAUUGUUAAUGUUGGGUACUUCCAUAUAUUUUAUAUGACCAUAAUGUCUGUCUGUGUUUUGUACCUUCAGUCUCUGUUACUGUUCUGUGUGUUAUCUGUAAGCAGAUUCUGUGUUUUAUUUUAGUCUGUUUGACAGAACAUAUCACUCAAAAAUGAAGUUUCGGAGCAAACUGAAGUAACCAGUGUGGUUGUAGACAGAAAGUCAGCUCACAGAACAAAGCAGCGGGGAGAUGAAGGGAAAAGUUUCAUAGUUCGGUGCUUAUCAAAUCAAGAUAUUGGUACAUUUGUGAGGAAAGACAGGAUAAUGGGGCACUAAAAUGGAACUCCUUUAAACAUGCAGCAUUUUGAGUUUUUCUUCAAAACCAAGAGGUUGACCUCUGAACUGUCAGGUCACCAUUGCACACAAAGGGGUGGAUUCUCUUGUCAGCAGAGGGUCUUCUCCAUGAAGUGAGAGUGGGAAGUGUACAGGAAUGGCCAAGUGGGACUGCUUAAGCUGACCAGGUUCUUUAAACUGAACUCAUGCUUUCCCACUGACUCACUCUUAAAUCCUUAUGCUUAGAAAAUUGGGGAAAGCACUGGCUGGGCUCGGUGGCACACACCUGUAAUCCCAGCAUUUUGGGAGGCUUUGGCAGGCGGGUCACUUGAGGUCAGGAGUUCGAGACAAGCCUGGCCAAUAUGGUGAAACCCCGUCUCUACUA